Molecule: messenger RNA, 414 nt
Organism: Aspergillus saccharolyticus JOP 1030-1
Lineage: Eukaryota; Fungi; Ascomycota; Eurotiomycetes; Eurotiales; Aspergillaceae
Exons: 1
Coding region: 132-380 (82 amino acids)
Source: RefSeq, a predicted model, not a curated record
UCGGGCUGCUCCGACAAAAGGAAGGAAGAAACUGCAACGACUCGUCCACUCGUUGGCACAUUGAAUGUACCGCCAUGGCCACUACUUUCUUGAUUCCAUAUACCACCGCCGAGAGUGCUUGAAACGGACAUAUGCCAUGCAGGAGUCCUCUUCUACACGCCAUGCCAAUAUCUGCGGCGACUUCGGCUUCAAGUGACUACUACAGCUGUUUCCGAGACAUCGUAUUGUCAAACUCUAGGCAAAGGCAAACAUUGUCUUCUUUCUUUCUUGCGGUCGACGUGACAUUUUCCCAUCCCAGGCUAGUCAUGUUGUUGGUAGUCAGAGCACAUAAUUACAUAGUAUGUAUUGCUCAUAAGCGGGGGCAAAAGCUAGCGAAUUGACCUCGCAUGAGAAGGUGGUUUCGGGCCCCCUUCC